Molecule: messenger RNA, 750 nt
Organism: Phalacrocorax carbo (great cormorant)
Lineage: Eukaryota; Metazoa; Chordata; Aves; Suliformes; Phalacrocoracidae
Source: RefSeq, a predicted model, not a curated record
AUGGAAGAAAAUGCCAACACCAGCUUCGAAGAAGAUUUUGAAGGACAGGCGACACACACAGGGCCCAAAGGAGUGAUCCAUGACUGGAGGAAGUUUAAAUUAGAAAGCGAAGACAGAGACUCCUUAUCCUUGAGCAAGAAAGAAAUUCUUAGACAAAUGUCUUCACCACACAGAUCUUUUAGUAAAUGUGAUCAAGGCACCAGAGAGAGAUUCUGCCGUAAGAUGAGCAUGAAGGAGUAUGAAUUAAUUCAUGAUGAGCAAGAAGAUGAAAGUUGCCUACAAAAAUACCGCAAACGCUGCAUGCAGGAUAUGCAUCAGAGGCUGAGUUUUGGGGCAAAGUAUGGUUAUCUGUGUGAGCUGCAAAAUGGGGAACAGUUCCUGGAAGCCAUCGAGAAAGAACGUAAAACUACCACUGUCAUCGUCCACAUAUACGAAGAUGGCAUCAAGGGCUGCGAUGCUCUCAACAACAGCUUGACCUGCCUGGCAGCCGAGUACACCACUGUGAAGUUCUGCAAGAUCAAGGCCUCCAACACAGGGGCUGGAGACCGCUUCUCCAAUGAAGUGCUUCCCACUCUACUUGUCUAUAAGGGUGGAGAACUUCUGAGCAAUUUCAUUAGCAUUUCUGAACAAUUCAAUGAGGAUUUUUUUGCUGUGGAUGUGGAGUCUUUCCUAAAUGAGUAUGGGCUGCUACCUGAAAGGGAGCUUCCAGCACUGGGAAAUGGCAACACAGAUGAACAAGAUGUUGAAUAA